This is a messenger RNA of Mastomys coucha (southern multimammate mouse), 2174 nucleotides long. Its product is annotated as L-amino-acid oxidase-like. Lineage: Eukaryota; Metazoa; Chordata; Mammalia; Rodentia; Muridae. Gene Ontology annotation, molecular function: polyamine oxidase activity; L-amino-acid oxidase activity. Bases 339 to 1949 code for a protein of 536 amino acids. The record is from RefSeq and is a predicted model, not a curated record. Gene Ontology annotation, biological process: amino acid catabolic process. The transcript is spliced from 7 exons.
ACCCCCACCCAGCAGCAGAGGUGCCAGGUCCUGCUGAGCCACUGAUGGCCACACCCUCUUGCACCAUGCCUCUUCUUGCAUCAGGAUGAGAGUGUGUCCUAGAUGUCACACAGAGGCAUAUGAUCCCACCCUCUUUCCCAUUCCUCACCAAACUUCUCUGGCUUGUCAGCAGACUUGGAAAGCAAGGAAAAGCCAAGGGAGCCCAGCUUCAUCUUCAUUGAGAGUCAUGGGCUCAUGACAGAGGAGCACAGAUGGCCACUUCCUGGUCAGGGACUCUGACCUCCACUCACACUCCUCAACUCUAACAACUUACCCAAGUUCUGGCUCUGUGGACAUGGAUGCUACCAGCCCCAGGCAGGCUUCUAGCUAUGUUCCCAGGCUGGCUGGCUCUCAUCUUCUUGUCUGUGCUGAGCUUGGAUACCCAGGCCUUCAACAGCAAGCUUGUCAAGUGCUUUGAGGAUCCCCAGUAUGAAGAGCUGCUGCAGCUGGCUCGAAAUGGACUGGGACAGACAGCUGAGAGGAAGCAAGUGGUGGUGAUUGGUGCAGGCAUGGCUGGGCUCACUGCUGCCAAGAUCUUGCAGGAUGCUGGCCACCAGGUGACUGUCCUGGAGGCCUCCGGGCGUGUAGGUGGCAGAAUCGAGACUCACCGAGUUCCUGGAGCACACUGGUAUAUAGAGCUGGGUGCCAUGAGGAUCCCUAUCAAUCACAGGCUUUCUCAUGAGUUCGUCAAAAAAUUUGGGCUGAUGCUAAAGGAAUUCUGCCCUUGCAACAACCAGACCUGGGUACUGGUCAACGGAGUUCGGCAGCGCUCGGGGGCAGUGCAGGCCGACCCCGGCCUGCUGGGUUACUCAGUAAGAGCUGAUGAGGUGGGGAAGACGGCAGAACAGCUCUUUGAUGCUUCGCUGAGAAAGAUCGUGGAAGAGCUGAAGAACAGCAGCUGCCAGGAGGUCCUAGAGAAGUAUGACUCCUUCUCCACCAAGGAAUACCUGAUCAAGGUGGGGAACCUGAGCCGAGGGGCUGUGCAGAUGAUUGGAGACAUGCUGAACACAGACUCUGGUUACUAUGAGGCCUUUACAGAGACCCUGCGUGGCAUCAUCUCCUUUUUCCAAGAGCCCCGGUUCGAUGAAAUUGUUGGAGGCUUUGACCAACUCCCCCAGGCCCUGCACAAUUCUCUCCUUCCAGGGACUGUCUGGUUCUACUCACCAGCAGAGGAAGUGGAGAUGUCUGGAGACUGUGUUCACGUUACCUACAGGACACCUGACCCUCUGCAGCCCAGGGCGCGGCUGACAGCAGAUUUUGUGGUGGUGGCCACCACUGCUAAGGCUGCCCGCCUCCUUCGAUUCCAGCCACCACUCUCUCUCAACAAGCAGGAUGCUCUGCGCUCCGUUCACUACAAUAGUGCUACCAAAGUGAUCCUGGCCUGCACACAGCGUUUCUGGGAACGAGACGGCAUUGUCAGUGGCAAAUCUAGCACCGAUCGGCCUUCACGUUUCAUCUACUAUCCCAACCACAUCUUCCCCAAUGGUGCGGGGGUCAUCCUAGCAUCUUACACCCUGGAUGAUGACUCUGUGUUCUUCACAGCCCUGGACCACACUCGGGUAGUGGACAUUGUUCUGGAUGACCUAGCUGCUAUUCACAAUCGCCACAAAGAUGAACUCCGUGCUCUCUGUCCUUACUCCACAAUCAAGAACUGGAGCCAAGACCCUUAUUCCAUGGGUGGCUUUGCCUUCUUCACCCCCUACCAAUAUGUGGACUAUGCCCAGGAACUCAGCCAGCCAGAAGGACUGGUCUUCUUCGCAGGUGAACACACAGAUCUGCCCCAUGGCUGGAUCGACACUGCUAUCAAGACAGGACUCAGGGUGGCAAAGAACAUUCAGGAAUCUGUGGACUUGGCUUUGACAAGGAACCCCAGAAAUACAAAAAAACACUUCUCCAAAAGUGAGCUGUAAACAACUCUAUGGGCCCCAGGAACUACGGGGAUUCCAAACAAGCUUGUCCAUCAGGACAUGGUUCAAAACCUACUCUCACCCAUCUUUGCCUUCGCUCAGAGACCUGACCUGAGACCCAUGACUGGAGCCCCAAGAUGACUGCCUGUGACCUUGGAUUUAUGACAGGAGCUCAGCAAGAACUUGUGGCAUAGAGAAUAUAAACAAUAAAGUUGAAGUCAACCAUCA